AUGGUGAGGCUCGUGCUGCCCAAUCCCGGCCUGGAGGACCGGAUCCCAUCCCUGGACCAGCUAGAAAACAUCGAGAAGGAAGAGGCCAGCUCCCGGCCCAAGUGGGACAACAAGGCUCAGUACAUGCUCACCUGCGUGGGCUUCUGCGUGGGCCUGGGCAACGUGUGGCGCUUCCCCUACCUGUGCCAGAGCCAUGGUGGAGGGGCCUUUAUGAUUCCGUUCCUCAUCCUGCUGGUCGUGGAGGGCAUCCCCCUGCUGCACCUGGAGUUCGCCAUCGGGCAGAGGCUGCGGAAGGGGAGCGUGGGCGUCUGGAGCUCCAUCCACCCGGCCCUGAAGGGUGUAGGCAUCGCCUCCAUGUUUGUGUCCUUCAUGGUGGGCCUCUACUACAACACCAUCAUCGCCUGGGUCAUGUGGUAUUUCUUCAACUCCUUUGAGGACCCUCUGCCCUGGAGUGAGUGCCCGCUCAAUGCCAACCGGACAGGCUACGUGGACGAGUGUGCCCGCAGCUCCUCCGUGGACUACUUCUGGUACCGGGAGACCCUCAACAUCUCCACCUCCAUCAGCGACUCCGGCUCUAUACAGUGGUGGAUCCUGCUCUGUCUCACCUGUGCUUGGAGCGUCCUCUACGUGUGCACCAUUCGCGGCAUUGAGACCACCGGGAAGGCCGUGUACAUCACCUCGACGCUGCCCUACAUCGUCCUAACCAUCUUCCUCAUCCGGGGCCUGACGCUGAAGGGAGCCACCAAUGGCAUUGUGUUCCUCUUCACGCCCAACGUCACGGAGUUGGCCAACCCGGUCACCUGGCUGGACGCGGGGGCCCAGGUCUUCUACUCCUUCUCACUGGCCUUCGGGGGCCUCAUCUCCUUCUCCAGCUACAACUCCGUGCACAAUAACUGUGAGAUGGACUCGUUGAUCGUGUCCAUCAUCAACGGCUUCACGUCAGUGUACGCGGCCACCGUGGUCUACUCCAUCAUCGGCUUCCGUGCCACCGAGCGCUUCGACGACUGCUUCAGCAUGAACAUCCUGACGCUCAUCAAUGGGUUUGACCUGCCUGAGGGCAACGUGACACAGGAGAACUUCGCAGAGGUGCAGCGUUGGUACAACAACACCUACCCCGAGGCCUUUGCAAAGCUGAGCUUCCAGACCUGCGACAUUAACACGUUCCUCUCAGAGGGUGUGGAGGGCACGGGGCUGGCCUUCAUCGUCUUCACAGAGGCCAUCACCAGGAUGCCCGUGUCGCCGCUGUGGUCCGUUCUCUUCUUCAUCAUGCUCUUCUGCCUCGGCCUGUCGUCAAUGUUUGGGAACAUGGAGGGCGUGGUCGUGCCCCUGCAGGACCUCAAGAUCAUCCCUAAAAAGUGGCCCAAAGAGCUGCUCACAGGCCUCAUCUGCCUGGGGACCUACCUGAUCGCCUUCAUCUUCACGCUGAACUCUGGCCAGUACUGGCUGUCCCUGCUGGACAGCUACGCCGGCUCCAUCCCCCUGCUCAUCAUCGCCUUCUGCGAGAUGUUUGCGGUCGUCUACGUGUACGGCAUUGACAGGUUCAACAGAGACAUCGAGUUUAUGAUUGGCCACAAGCCCAACAUCUUCUGGCAAGUCAUGUGGAGAGUGGUCAGCCCGCUGCUCAUGCUGGUCAUCUUCCUGUUCUUCUUCGUGGUCAAGGUCAAAGAGGAGCUGAUAUACAGCGUCUGGGACCCCUCCUAUGAGGAAUUUCCCAAAUCCCAGAAGGUCCCGUACCCGGGCUGGGUAUACGCCGUGGUGGUCAUCGUGGCUGGGGUGCCCUGCCUGGUCAUCCCCGGCUUUGCCAUCUACAAGCUCAUCAGGAACCGCUGCCAGGGGUCAGGGGACCAACAGGGACUGGUCAGCGGGCCGUCCACGACCUCCAUCAACGGGGACCUGAAGUACUGAGCGGCCGGCCCAGCAGGUGCAGCUGUUGGUGUCGGGGAGGGUCUGUGAGGGUGUGUGCACAUGUGCACACGGGUGUAUAUAUUGUGAAAGUGCAUGCAUACAUGUGUGUCUAUAUAUGUGUGGGUGUGUAUGCAUGUGUGUGUACAUGUAUGCAUAUAUAUGUGUGCAUGUGGGUGGAUUUAUGUGCAAACAUGUGAGCACAUACGUGUGUGCAUUGCACAAGUGUGUGUGUCAUGUCUCAGUAUGUGUGUAUACAUGUGCACGAGUACAUGGUGGGCAUGGCUAUGAUAUGUGUGUGUAUUGUAUACAUGUGCUGGGCAUGUGUGUGCAUACAUGUGUGUAUAUGUGCAUACACAGCCAUGCGUCCAUGUGUGCACACCUGUACAUGUGCACACAUGCCUGCCACACAGGGCCUGGUGCCCGCUCACUGGCCCUGGUCACGAAUGUGGUGGGGCAGGUGCUGCCAUCCAGGGCCAACCCUGCUUGGGUCCUGCGCACCCACACACGCUCCAAGCACGCGCUCGAGGCUGCAGUGCCUGGGGAGGCCGCGCCCUAGGUGCUCGCCCCAUGGGAGACGGGAGCCUGAUGCUCCAUCGGCCCCUCAGAACCAGGCUCCUUGCCGCUCCCCCUCCCCCUUGCUAUGGACCCUUGACCAGGUAGCUCACGGGAAGGCGGGGCACGGGCACCCCACCAUGAGGACCGCUCUUCUCAAGCCCCAGGGCUGUGAGUUCCGGAACAGUUGGCGGGGUCCCUCCGGGGUCCGUCCGCCUGCCCGUCGGGGAAGGGCUCCGGGCCUUGGCAGGACGCUGGCUCAGUGAGGCCGGCCGGUUAAUCAUUGCACCCAGCCGCGCACAUAGGGGAACACUCAGACCCAGGUUUUCUCACCAAGGCAUUCACUGCAUGAAUUUUUAGCCAAGUGCUGGAAAAGAUGGGUUAUAGGGUAACUCGGCCACAGCCACCACGGAGGACAGGCCACGUGUCCCCAGCACAUCAGGGCCAGGGAAGCCCAUCAGCUCGGCGCCCCUCAGUGAAGGCUGGCACCUGCUCUUCCCUCCCCAUCAUGGGAAGGCCUGUUUUCUGGGAUUUGACAGCUGAUCUCGGCCAAAGUCACUUGGCACAUGGGGUGGUUUUUUUAAUGACCUCACCUUCACUCUCCAUGGAAAAAUCUGGAAGUUUAAGUUAAGCUGGACUUUCUGAGAAUCCCCUCGGCAGGGGUGAGGACCUGAGUGGAGGGUGGGUCUUGGAGCAAUGUCCCCCCUACUUGGAUGCCUGGCUUCCUGUCCCCAUCCCACUGCCUUCCAUCCUGCGGUGACGUGAUCUGCAGAGACCUCAGGGAGCUCCCAGCACCCCACAGGGCCAUGAUGGCGUGUGCCUGCCCGGGAGCCCCCAUCUGCAUCACUACAGCCUCUGCCCUCCUCUCCCCAAAGCACCCCCACAGAACAGGACUGGCACCCUGUGGACACGUUGCCCUCCCAGUCACAUGUAGAGGAGCCUGAGGUGUGUGGCCCGGGGGCUCAGUCAGUCCCUCUGUCCCCCCAUGAGCACCUGUUUCACAAGCCUGCUGUAUUUGUGGGUGUAAUGUGUACUUGUCUAAAUAAAUCACUGUUUCAUAGG
Canis lupus familiaris (dog) is the source of this 3519-nucleotide messenger RNA. It is a transcript of the gene SLC6A19, whose product is annotated as solute carrier family 6 member 19. The coding region runs from base 1 to 1905 and encodes 634 amino acids. Gene Ontology annotation, biological process: sodium ion transmembrane transport. NCBI's taxonomy places the organism in Eukaryota, Metazoa, Chordata, Mammalia, Carnivora, Canidae. The record is from RefSeq and is a predicted model, not a curated record. Gene Ontology annotation, cellular component: plasma membrane. The transcript has 12 exons.